Molecule: messenger RNA, 495 nt
Organism: Saccharomycodes ludwigii
Lineage: Eukaryota; Fungi; Ascomycota; Saccharomycetes; Saccharomycodales; Saccharomycodaceae
Gene: SUE1
Product: Sue1p
Exons: 1
Coding region: 1-495 (164 amino acids)
Cellular component (GO): mitochondrion
Source: RefSeq, a predicted model, not a curated record
AUGAAAGGUGGCGCACAAGCGACUGGUGGAAUUGGUACAGUUGGAUGUUCGCCAUUAUUCAAAUACUCACCACAAAUACCAUCUUCUAUUAUGUUGGUUGCCAAUAAUUAUCAUAUAGUCGGCGCUGUUUCCUGUAUGUUCAUGGAAUAUGAUCCUAUUUGGAGCAAAGUUGAUAAAAAUUUAAUAAAAAAAAUAAAACCGUACGAACUGAUUAGAAAUAAGUAUGGUACUGUUUUUAACAAAGGACUUAGGAAGAAAAGAAGCACCAUUAUGGAUUUAAUUAAUGAAAAUGGAGGGAAUACAGUUCCAAAAUUAAGUUCUAAUAAGAAAGUAACAAAAAACUCGCAUGAGUUGGGUGAAAAAACAAUUUGUAGUAAUACCCCGAAUAAAAAUGAAAAAGCAACAGCAGCAGCAGCAGCAACAACAGAAGAAGAAGAAAUUGAUCAAAAUAUUAUAUAUUUCCUUAACCACUUAAAAAAUUCUUCAACCAAAUAA